AUGGCGGGCACAGCUGUGGCCUUCGCGGAGGCUCCGACCACGGUUAAUGGUAUGAAUAAAGAAGCAUCGGUUCAUAUAUACAUAUUUGGGGACCAGACUGUUUCCUUUGAAGACACCUUAAGAAGCCUUCUGAAUAUCAAAGACAACGCAGCCCUCUCGGACUUCUUUAACAAGGUCGGUCUCAGGCUCCGAAGCUACAUAGGAGGCCUUCCACUCCAUGAGCGAGAUUUUUUUCCACAGUUCACUACUCUGGUUGACCUUUUCGCCCGGCACGACCAAUUUGCUGGCGCUCCGGCCCUGAAAUUUACGCUCUUGUGUGUCACUCAGAUUGGACAAUGGAUCAGAUACUACGGGAAAGGUCCAAAGGUCUAUCCGUCUCCAACAAGCACGUAUCUGGCUGGUGCUUGUACUGGGUCGUUUGCAGUUGCUGCAAUCAGCACCUCACGGUCUAUCGGGGAACUUCUUUCACCAGCAGUUGAAGCCGUCCUCAUAGCGUUUAAGACUGCUAGCUACUCACUAUCGCUGCGGAAGGAUCUGGGAUUCACAGUCUCAGGGGGACCAAAUUCUUGGUCCGUAGUCGUGGGUGUCCAAGAAUCGGAAGCAGCGCGGCUCGUGGAAAAUUUCAACAGCGCAAAGGGUCUUCCUGUUGUCUCGUCAAUCUAUUUAAGCUGCAUGAACCGCAACAAUACCUCUGUUUGCGGCCCCCCAGAACUCCUGCUUGAAUUUCUAUCGUCAAAUUCAUUAAAACACUUGUCAUUGCCGAUCGAGAUUCCUUACCAUGCACCACAUAUUUUUAACGCGUCCGCGCCCGAAAAGUUAGUUGGACCGUUCUCCGAUGUCAUACUGGAAGAUUAUAGACAAUGUUUCAAGAGUAUAUCGAUUGCUUCUGGGGAGGUCAUAACUUCUUCAAGCUUUAGGGAGUUGCUACAAAGAGCAGUUUCAGAGACACUACUGGAGCCCAUGCGAUGGGAUGUUACGAUAUCUUCUAUAGGCGAAGAACUUGUGCAAGAGAAUUUCACAUCAUGUGAUAUCUACUCAGUUUCUUCGAAGAGCGGACAGUCCCUUUCCUCCGCCUUGUCUCAAGACGCGAAACUGAGAGUCAAUAUCUCCAACUCAUUAGAAGUAUCGAGCGGUUCCAGUAAUGUUUCCUCUACGGGUAACUUUUCCGACUCAGACAUUGCCAUAAUCGGCUACUCGGGAAGAUUCCCUGAAUCAGCUUCGAACGAAGAGUUUUGGGAACUGUUAAUUGCUGGGCGAGAUGUGCAUCGAACCAUCCCCGAAGAUCGAUUCGACUGGAAAGCACAUUACGACCCGACCGGGAAGACAAAGAACACCAGUCGAGUGAAGUACGGUUGUUUUGUGAAAGAACCAGGGCUUUUCGACGCCCGGUUCUUCAACAUGUCUCCACGGGAAUGCGAGAAUUGUGAUCCCGCGCAGCGACUAGCUAUUACUUCUGCUUAUGAAGCAAUUGAAAUGGCUGGACUUGUUUCUAAUAGAACACCAUCAACGCAACAGGAUCGUAUCGGUGUUUUCUAUGGAGUCACUAGCGAUGACUGGCGGGAGGUUAAUAGUGGCCAAGAUAUUGAUACAUACUUCAUCCCAGGAGGUAACCGUGCUUUCAUCCCAGGUCGAAUAAGUUAUUUCUUCCGAUUUUGUGGACCAAGUUUGAGCGUGGAUACUGCUUGUUCGUCUAGUUUUGCGGCAAUUCAGACAGCAUGUGCCUAUCUUUGGCGUGGCGAGUGUGAUACUGCUCUUGCAGGCGGUGCGAAUAUUCUCACCAACCCAGAUAAUUUUGCUGGGCUGGAUCGAGGCCACUUUCUCUCUACCACUGGUAAUUGUAACGCAUUUGACGACACAGCAAAUGGUUAUUGUCGUUCUGACGCUGUCGGAACCGUGAUUCUCAAAAGGAUGGAGGAUGCUAUUGCAGACAAUGAUCCAAUCUUCGGAGUGAUUCGUGGAGCCUACACAAAUCAUUGUGGUCGUACGGAUUCGAUAACCCGACCAUUCGAAGGCGACCAGGCUGCUGUAUUCAACCGAAUUAUGCGAUAUGCUGGUGUCAACCCCCUAGAUGUCGGCUAUGUCGAGAUGCACGGAACCGGUACUCAGGCAGGAGAUGCAACUGAAAUGAGGUCGGUACUAUCUGUGUUCGCGCCGUUCAGUACGAGGAAAUUCCCUCUACACUUAGGGACAGUCAAGGCCAAUAUCGGCCACGCCGAGUCUGCAUCAGGUGUUGCAUCUUUGAUAAAGGUGCUAUUAAUGAUGAAACACAACGCUAUUCCACCUCAUUGUGGCAUCAAGACAAAAAUAAACCACAACUAUCCAACUGAUUUAAAAGAGCGUAACAUCCACAUUCCCUUCCAGCUAACACCUUGGUCUCGCGAGGACAUGUCACUGGGAAAACGCCUGGUCUUUUUGAAUAAUUUUAGUGCUGCCGGUGGGAACACUGCAGUUUUGUUGGAAGAUGCUCCAGUUCGGAAUGCGAAAGAUGGAAAUGAUAGUCGUUCAAAACAGCCAGUGACUGUAACCGGAAAGACAGUCAAGUCCCUCAAAGGGAAUAUCGAAAAGCUUAUCCGCUAUCUUGACCAGUACCCCGACACCUCUGUUUCCUCGCUAUCCUAUACAACUACUGCGAGGAGAAUGCACCAUACUUAUCGAGCGAUUGUUUCUGGGUACGAUGUUGAGUCUAUUCGCAGCCGCUUACAGAAGAUUUUAGAAUCCGUUUCAGAGACGAAGCCAAUUCCAACAGCAAGCAAACUACCAAAGACAGUGCUAGUUUUUACCGGACAAGGAGCGGCUUAUCAGGGGCUCGGGAAGGAGCUUUUUGAGACAGCUCCGAUUUUCCGCGACAGUAUCAUACGGUUCGAUAAUAUUGCGCAGCAACAAGGGCUUCCCAGUUUCCUACCUCUAGUCUGCAGCAGCUCGCCAGAUAGACCCGUACAUGCUUAUGGGCCCAUAGUCACUCAUUUAGCGCUUGUUUGCGUUCAAAUGGCGCUAUAUACUCUCUGGAGAGCCUGGGGAGUGACAGCUUCUGCUACCAUUGGACACAGUCUCGGCGAGUAUCCCGCCUUGUAUGCCGCAGGAGUUCUGACCGCAGCAAAUGUUAUAUACCUAGUAGGAACUCGGGCUCGACUAUUGACUGAAAAGACUACUCCGGGAACUCAUGCUAUGCUAGCGGUCAAAUUAUCUGCAGUCGCAAUUGAGCGCGAGCUACAAGGCAGUGGCUGUGAGAUAGGCUGCUUUAAUCAGCCUUCAAACAAUGUCGUCACAGGACCAUUGGAACAGCUGACCCAGUUGCAAAAUCGACUCAAAUCGAGAGGUGUCGAAUGCAUGCUGUUGGAUAUUCCCUAUGCCUUCCAUUCCAAUCAAGUUGAGCCGAUCCUGGCAUCAUUUGAGAAAGCAGCUAGUGCUGUUAAUUACAAUCAACUAACGAUUCCGUACAUAUCCCCUUUACUCUCUAAGGUGGUCUCUCCAGAAGACAAUGGCGAAUUCGACUGUACCUAUCUUACAAACGCGUGUCGUCAGCCAGUAAAAUUUCAGGAUGCUAUUGAAGCAGCGCAAGCCAGUUCCCAUGUUGAUGAAAAGACGAUAUGGAUAGAAGUUGGCUCACAUCCAACUUGCAUCGGAAUGAUUAAAAGUAUCCUCAGCGGUCAAAGCCCACGCGUGUUCGGCUCACUUCGAAAAGAUACAGAUGACUGGACCGCAAUCAUGCCUGCCAUUGAGGGACUUUAUCAAAGCGGCUUCGACAUUCAAUGGUCAGAAUAUCACAGAGGAUUUGAGAAUGAACAGGAAGUUCUGGGCCUACCAAGCUACGCAUGGGAUUUGAAAAAUUAUUGGAUUCAGUACCGAAAUAAUUUCUGCCUCACUAAGGGAGACGAUCCAGUUCCCACGACUAGUAUCGCUUCGGGUUCACCAGUUGCUCAAAAGCGGGUGCCAUAUGUCUCACCUUCUGUCCAGAGAAUAUUAGAAGAAGACAAUGGAACGGACGCAUCUACAUUAGUGGCCGAGUCUGAUAUACAUGAUCCACGCCUCGCCCCCAUCCUGGAAGGUCAUGUAGUGAAUGGUGCUAUGCUUUGUCCAUCUUCACUCUAUGCCGAUGUUGCAAUCACGAUCACGCAGUACAUGGCAAAAGCUAUUGGGAUUUAUAAGGACACAACCGGGCUAGAUGUCGCUGAUAUGAAGGUCAUCAAUCCUUUGAUUCUUAACAAGGAUUGCGAUGCGCAGCUUUAUCAGGUAGUUGCUACAGCCCAAUGGAAACAGCAUAUCGUUUCCUUCAAACUGUUCAGCGUCAAUAAUGCUGGUCGGAAAACCGGAGACCAUGCAACUUUCACCGUUCGGAUUACGCCAAAUCAGAACUGGAUUGCCGAGUGGCAGCGUCAAGCCUACCUGAUCCGUAGUAGAAUAUCUGCACUUCAAAAUAGCGUGAAAGAGGGAAGCGCUCACAUACUCAAGCGACCUUUGGCAUACCAGCUGUUCUCGACGCUGGUAUCAUAUAAUACCGACUACCAGGGAAUGCAGGAGGUGAUGCUGGACAGCGAUGAGCAUGAAGCUACCACCAAAGUUGAAUUUCAAGUGGAUGACCGUGGAUUCAAAUUCAAUCCAUGUUGGGUCGAUAGUCUUGGACACAUCGCUGGUUUUAUUAUGAAUGCAAGUGAUGCCACCCCCACGAAGUCACAGGUAUUUAUCAACCACGGCUGGGACAGAAUGCGCUGCGCUAUCAAUUUCGAGAAAGGGGUGGAAUAUCAGGUUUAUAACCGAAUGCAGCUGGAGAGCGGCACGACCUACGUGGGUGAUACCUAUAUCUUCAAGGGCAACAGUCUAGUUGGCAUCUACGAAGGCAUUCGCUUCCAAGGAGUUCCGCGUCAGCUUCUUGAUCGUCUCCUACCAUCAAGGAAGCAAACCCAACAACGAGCAGUAAGCGACAAACCACCUGUUCAGAGUUCAAAUCGACAGCCAAACCCAUCUGCUGCACAGCCCACAAACGUAGUUUCCCAGAAGCCAACUCUAGCAGUAAAACAAAAACCGGUGGUCUCUACAGCUCCGAGACCUAAUGAGAUUGCAUCUCGUGUACUGACCAUAAUAGGUGAAGAAGCUGGUGUUGAUCCCACCGAACUCGAUCCCAAUGAAGACUUCCAGAACCACGGGAUCGAUUCACUUCUCUCUCUUACCAUCUGUGGCCGGAUCCAAGAGGAGCUUGGUGUAGAGGUCCCAUCUUCAUUGUUCGCAGAUUACUGUACUCCAUUAGAGUUGAGUCGGUUCUUCGGCAGUGACAAUAAUCAUACCUCGUCUGCCAGCUCGGCUUCAUCCUCUGACGACACUGAUGGAAUAAAUACUCCGGACAACCGAGAAAUCGAUUCUGACACUUCUACAGAAGGGGAAACAGGAAACUCCAUCCUCGAAGUAAUUCGCGAAAUGAUUGCACAGGAGACAGGUGUCCCAGUUAGCGAGCUGUCACUUACUAGCAGCUUCGCAGACUUAGGUGUUGAUUCUCUACUGACACUCACCAUUGUCGGAAAGUUGACCGAGACUCUAGACAUGGAUAUACCCUCCAAUCUGCUCAUGGAGUGUGAAAACCUGGAAGAAGUCAGCAAAGCAUUGGGUUUACAGGAACCGCCACUUUCUUUGCCUGCAGAACCAGUACUGAAUACAGGCAAAAUAACAAAAUUUAGCUUUGAUCCCCAUGCUGGUCCGCAGUCAACCUCUAUUUUGCUAUCUGGGAAUGCAAAAACGGCCAAUAAAAUCUUCUUUCUCUUCCCCGACGGCUCAGGGUCCGCAACAUCGUACGCCUCCCUUCCAAAGUUUGGCUCUGACGUUGUCGUAUACGGAUUGAACUGUCCAUACAUGAAGACGCCACAUGCCAUGACAGGCACAUUGGAAGAGUUGACCUCCAAAUAUCUCGUGGAGAUUCGACGUCGUCAACCAAAUGGUCCGUAUUAUCUAGGCGGAUGGUCAGCAGGUGGUAUCUGUGCAUACGAAGCCGCACAGCAACUUGCUCGCGAGGGCUGCAAGACGGAAAAAUUGAUUCUCAUUGACUCGCCCAAUCCAGUAGGACUGGAGAACCCACCGCAACGCAUGUAUGACUUUUUCGAAAGUAUUGGUAUUUUUGGGAGCGGUAGCAAGCCGCCUCCCAGCUGGCUGAGGCCACAUUUUGAUGCUUUCAUUCGGUUACUCGACAACUACAAAAUUAGGCCUGUGGCCAACUCAGGAUUCAAAAUGGAGGUCUACAUGUUGUAUGCUCGCGACGGCAUAUGCAGUGAUCCCAGCGUGCCUCGACCAGAAAUCAGGCCCGAUGAUCCGCGUGAAAUGAUCUGGUUGCUCAACGAGCGGACUGAUUUUAGUGGUGAUGGAUGGGCAUCAAUUGUGGGUAGAGAAAAUCUCCAAAUCACUGUUAUGGAUAAAGUGAAUCAUUUUUCAAUGAUGGAUAAGGGGCCACACAUGGAACAAUUUGCAAGUUUCCUUCACCGGGCAUUAGCAUGAAUUUACUAGCAUCUAGUCCGUAGCUAUUGCUUUUAUUGCUUUCUUCCCUUUCAUUUCCAGGCCUGUACGCAUGAUGGUAUAUGCUUAGUUUUAGAUGUUUCAUUAGUUGUCAUUCCUUUAACAAGACUUUGUUAUGAGACUUUGAUAUCUUUUCAUAUAGUUGUCAUAGUCUCAAUAUUAGAAACUGCUUUCCUAUCACUCAAGCAAAAUUCGUUCAGAGAUACUUCCGUUACAGAAAACAGUGCACGCUUUACUUACUUCAAUUACUUAAUAUGUUUGACCUUUACUUUGACCAUACAAAAGUUCCAUAAAAUAGCAUAAGGUUAUUUCA
This is a messenger RNA of Talaromyces stipitatus ATCC 10500, 6805 nucleotides long. Its product is annotated as polyketide synthase, putative. Gene Ontology annotation, molecular function: fatty acid synthase activity; 3-oxoacyl-[acyl-carrier-protein] synthase activity; phosphopantetheine binding. Gene Ontology annotation, biological process: fatty acid biosynthetic process; secondary metabolite biosynthetic process. The transcript is spliced from 7 exons. The coding region runs from base 1 to 6474 and encodes 2157 amino acids. The record is from RefSeq and is a predicted model, not a curated record. Lineage: Eukaryota; Fungi; Ascomycota; Eurotiomycetes; Eurotiales; Trichocomaceae.